Molecule: messenger RNA, 5186 nt
Organism: Ornithodoros turicata
Lineage: Eukaryota; Metazoa; Arthropoda; Arachnida; Ixodida; Argasidae
Product: son of sevenless homolog 1-like
Exons: 22
Coding region: 343-4242 (1299 amino acids)
Biological process (GO): Ras protein signal transduction; positive regulation of GTPase activity
Cellular component (GO): plasma membrane
Molecular function (GO): protein heterodimerization activity; guanyl-nucleotide exchange factor activity
Source: RefSeq, a predicted model, not a curated record
CGCAGUUUGCAGACGGCAGCGAAUUUCGUCCUGUGAGGAUGGAAAGUCAUCGGACAACCCUGAUGCUCUUGGGUUUGCGACCCCAAGCAAAGAAAGAAAAAGCGAGAGUUGAUGUACCCUGAUACUGACACUUGAUUGUUGUUGUAAUGUCUAUCGGCAAGUGUGCGCGGGAGUCGAGUGCGUCUUGUCAUGAAUAUAACUGAAGUGAUGUACCCGCGCUGAGUGUCUGUCCGCAGAGCACCACUGCCGGUUAGGCUUAGGCCUUCCUUCUGUCGGCGGAGCACGGUACCGUUGUUUACAGACUGGAAUGGACAGUAAACCGACCAUCUGAUCUCCACGGACAUGUUUUCGACCACGGGUCGAGACAACGAUCAAACUUUUGAUGCCGACAGCGAGGAUAUUGCGUCCAAGUGGAAAAAUAUUCUCGUUACAUCCCUGAAGAAGGUGCAGUGUCAGGUGCACCCGUCGCUGACUGCGACCAAUGACGCACUCGAGUAUGUGGAAUCGCUGGUGCUCCGCUUGCUUGGGACCCUGUGUGCUGGACGCCCUCACUCCAUCCAGGACGUGGAGGAGCGGGUGGGUCGCCUCUUCCCCCACCCCAUUGACCAGUGGGCCAAACUGGACGCCCAGGCGGCGGUGGAGAGGGGGCGCCGUAGGUCCUCUCUCGUCCUUCCCCUCGAGAAAAUUCAGACUGUGCUGAACAAGGUGUUGGGGUACAGAGUAGAUUUCCUAGUAUGCCAGUACAUCGCUGCCGUGCUGGAAUACAUUGCUGCCGACAUCCUCAAGCUCACCGGGAACUAUGUGAAGAACAUUCGUCAUGUGGAAAUCACAUGUCAGGAUUGUCGUGUUGCCAUGUGUGCCGACAAGGUACUCAUGGACAUGUUCCAUGGCGAAGAGGAAGAACUCACACUCACAGAAGACGACACUCCCAGCGGACGAUCUCCUUCGUCGUACGAGGAAGAAGUGAAGGAUCUCAUCACGGAAGAGAGGCAACAUAUCCGCGAGCUCAACAUGAUUAUCAAAGUGUUCCGCGAGCCUUUUAUUAAGUUGUUUCCCGGCUGCAAGGAACUGGAUGCGAUAUUUGGCAGCGUAAUGGAGGUUUACGACUUCAGUGUCUCACUCUUGGGUUCCUUCGAAGACGCCGUUGAGAUGACGGACGAGAAUCAAAGUCCUGCUAUUGGCUCGUGCUUCUACGAAAUGGCAGAGUAUGACGAGUUCGACGUGUACGAAGACUACGCCCUUAAAGUGAUGUCGCCCAACUGUAGGGAACGGCUAUCGCAACUGCUGCUGCAAUCUGAUGUGGCCAGCUCUUUACAGACCGCUGGCCACGGCUUCAUUCUUGCCGUCAAGUACGUACUCCCCAGGUUGCUGUGGGGACCUGUGGCCCACUGUUUCCAGUACUUUGAGGCCAUCAAGGUGCUCCAACAGUUGGCCGUUUCUGAGGAGGACAAGGAGACCCUUGCACAGGCCGAGGGACUCCUCAGGAGACUCAAAGCACAGCUGACGCGCACUUGCUCAGGGACGCUGCCCAGGAAGAGGCCAGGGGAGGCGUCACUACGAAUGCAUAGCAGAGACCGACGUUGUAUAGCUUUGCAGAAGAUUAAGGAGCUGCAGAAGACGAUUGAUGGGUGGGAAGGCAAAGAUUUGGGACAAUGUUGCAAUGAAUACAUUAUGGAGGGAAGUCUUGGCAAAGUCAGUUCUGGCAGGCGACUGACAGAGAGACACGUUUUCCUUUUCGACGGAUUGAUGCUUCUGUGCAAACACAACAACAAGCGUACCAGCGUCACAGGAGCUCCGUCUGCUGAGUACCGGUUGAAAGAGUGCUUCUUCCUCCGCAAGGUCGAGAUUAUCGACAGAGAGGACACGGACGAGUUGAAGUGCGCAUUUGAAAUUGCUCCACGAGAUGCCCCGCACACCACACUUUUUGCGAAGAAUGCGGAAGAGAAGUGCACUUGGAUGGCGAAUCUGGUCAUGCUCAACAUGCGAAGUAUGUUGGAACGAACUCUGGAUAGCAUACUGUCAGAGGAGGAAAAGAAGCACCCCUUACGCUUGCCAGAGAAUUACAGGUUCUCAUUGGAAGACUCUGAAGCCUGCAUAGUGUUUGAGGUGGAGAACAAGAACAGCUCGGGGGUGCCGCUCAUCAAGGGGGCCACGUUGCUAAAGCUGGUUGAGCGUCUGACGUACCACAUGUAUGCGGACCCCAUGUUUGUGCGAACCUUCCUCACCACCUUUCGCUCGUUCUGUCAGCCGCACGAGCUCCUAGAUCUUCUCAUCGAGAGAUUUGCGAUACCAGAGCCAGCAGCUCCCCAGCUGGGUGACCAUGUUGAUGGAGCUGAAGCUGAGACUGCUCGAAACCUGUAUCGCGAGUGUCUCAAACGGUUCCGGAAGGAAUAUAGUCAACCUGUCCAGUUUCGUGUGCUCAACGUGCUGCGGCACUGGGUAGAUCACCAUUACUACGACUUUGAGCGGGAUGCAGCACUACUAGAAAAAUUGCGUGGUUUCCUGGACCGAAUCAAAGGCAAGAAUAUGAGGAAGUGGGUGGAAUCCAUUAACAAAGUUAUUCAGCGAAGAAGUGAACAACAGGACGAACAACGAGAAAUCACUUUUAGUUACGAAAAGUCUCCCCCUGUCAUUGAGUGGUACCUUGCCCACGCACCUGAGAAGUUUGACAUCCUGACGCUACAUCCGAUCGAGAUUGCGCGUCAGCUGACGCUUCUAGAGUUUGACCUGUACAGAGCGGUGAAACCAUCGGAAUUGGUGAAUGCCGCAUGGACCAAAAAGGACAAGAACAAGACGUCGCCCAACUUACUUAAGAUGAUUCAUCAUUCUUCUAAUUUUUCCUUUUGGCUGGAAAGGUGUAUAGUUGAAAGUGAGAACUUCGAAGAGCGUGUGGCCGUCAUGUCACGCAUGUUAGAGGUCAUGGUGGUGCUCCAGGAGCUCAACAACUUCACCGGUGUUUUUGCAGUCUCCAGUGCCAUGUCUAGUGCCUGUGUUCACCGGCUUGAGCACACAUCAAAUGCGAUCAAGUACAGCCUAAAGCGGGCCCUGGAAGACGCUUUCGAACUUCAGUCGGACCACUGCAAGAAAUAUCAAGAGAAACUUCGAUCAAUCAACCCACCGUGUGUCCCAUUCCUGGGCAUGUACCUGACCAACAUCUUGCACAUUGAAGAGGGCAACCUGGACUUUCUGCCGAACCACGAGGGGCUCAUCAACUUCAGCAAGCGGAGAAAAGUAGCAGAAAUAACGGGAGAGAUCCAGCAGUAUCAGAACCAGCCUUACUGCCUGAACAUACAGCAGGACAUACGGAACUUUUUGGAAAACCUCAACCCUCAGGAGAGCCAAACCGAAAAAGAGUUCAAUGACUACCUCUAUGCCAAGUCCCUGGAGAUAGAGCCACGUGGCUGCAGGCAACCACCAAAGUUUCCCCGUAAGUGGCCAGAUCUGCCCCUAAAAUCCCCGGGCAUUAAGCUGAGGCUUCCAAGGUCCGGAGGUAGUCAUCACGUACCUCAGGCGCUCGAUGGGAUCCGUGGAGGUUCUCAGGGAAGCGUCAGUGGCUCCAGUCCCCACACAGAGGCGGAGGAUGCCACACCCCCUACCAGUCCUUCCACACCCAUCACGCCCCCCUAUGGCACUUCUCUCUAUGGCUCCUCCCUCCACAGUGACAGCAGUGUCUUUGCUUCUGUUCUUAUUGGUGCAGCCCUGUCCGCAGUUCCAGGCAUCUACCAGGCAUCUCCUCCUGCGCAAGGCGCCUGCCCUCCUGCGGCUCCCCCUUCGCAUCCACCCCCUCCCCCACCCGUGGGGCCACCUCCGCCCCUGAUAAUGGGCCCUCCUCCGCUGCUGCCUCCUCCUCCGCUGCCACCGCGAAAGAAACGGGACUCCUCGACAUCGUCGUGCGACCCCGCGUCUCCAACCACAGCCUUUGUGUUUGACCCACCUUCGGCCGACUUGCUACCACCAGAGCUGCCACCUAGGGAACCACCACCUUCUGUGCUUCCCCGAGAGUCGUCGCCCCCUCCUCUGCCUCCUCGACGGGACGGCGGAUGGACCCUACCGCGUACGCCGCCUCCGCGCAACAGCACGGCGGAGGCUCUGCCGCGACGCAACUCCGCGCACAACGGCGACUUGGCGGGCGUGCUGGCACGGCGGGAGGCUGGUGUCCCGCGCCCUCCCUUACGUACGCCCCAACUCCCACCCAAGACCCACCGGCAACCCCCCCUGGUGAUGAACCAAAAUGCCAGGUAGCUGCCCCCUCCUCCCCAAAGAAACGAGGGGAGGAACCAAGACAGGUAAGAGGAGCGUGCCAAAAGCGAGCGUGCGAGGCUGCAGCAGAUUUUUGCAGAGAGUGUGGCUUGUUGAUUGGUCACGGCGUAAACUCCGCAGUGAUUGCCGGAGGCCACAGGUUCGGGGGCUCCUGUAUAGUCCCACGUUAUGUUACGCUGUAAGUACUACAAAAGAUUUCAGUAUUUUGAUGUGUCGCACAGUUGCGUCACAACCUGAACAAUGUACCUAAGAGGAUAUGUGCAGGCAGGCACAGAUUUGCAAUGUAUAUAUCCAUGUUCCGCGAAGCGUGGAUGAAACGAGCCUUCGUGUUAUCAGCGAGGCACAGAAGUCGUCUGGAUUUGGAAUGGACAUUGUGAUAUUAUUCCAUUCUGCCAACCCACGCACACCGUUGCUUGGAGUGCAGCAUUCCAAAGACGAGGGAUGACGGAAGAUGCGGUGCCGGACGUUUAUGAGUGCGAGGAAAUUGUACAGGGAAGAUUUCAGUCUUUCUUCGAUGGCAGUAUUGUGUAAAUAAUCAGCCAAUUUAAUUGCUGUACAGUGUUAGUCAAUAUUUUUCUUUGAGGCUGUUUUUGCUGUACAUAUAUGUGCUGACGUGUCUUGUACAGUCAGGUUUCAAGAAACUUAGUAGUAGGGCAUUUGCAACAUAUUGUGGAAUAUUGAAAGCUCUUUUUGGUCCGAGGACUAAACCUGAGUAACUCGCAAUGUUUGUUGUUAGUGUUAAUAAAUGAAUGUACGCUGCCCACAAAAGGAAAAAAAAAAUCUAGCGGACAAGACUUACAUGGAAUAGAGAGACUACAAGAGAAAUGUGGUUUAAUUUAUUUACGAGUUUUACAAUAAGAGCGAUCUUUGUGGAGCCUUUUACCAGCAAAACUGUUCAGAGAAAUAAACGAAGAUGUGGUACGGCA